AAUUUAAGUACAUUCGCACACACACACACACACGUUCGUUUUCCGCCACCACCGUCGCUCGAAUCCACGGCAGCGAUCGAACCGCGCCGGAUUCGGAGAACGUUAUUUCACGUUUUUACUCACCACCGUCGGCGAAACAAACAAAUCGAACGUUAAGUCAACGCGCGAUUGGCGUCGUCGUCCCUUAGUAAAGUCACGCGACACGAGUCUCAGUGACAGUUUUUCCACGCGAGAAUCUUCUUUUUCCUUAUCUUUUUUUUUUUACGAAUGUUUAUUAUUUAGGAGGACGUUCGAGGGACACGCACAUCAGAGAUAUACUCGAUAAUAAAUCUCCGAAUUAGGUGCAGCUUGACGUGAGUGUGUUCGUCCCCGUGAGUGUCCUGUCGCCCACACGCGGGAACACGCCUUUUUCCCCCGCGCGAGAGGAAUUUCGCGCGGCGCGAUGUUACACAAUGAUUUUUUUUUCUGUUCGCUCGUUUCGAUUGCACCUUCUGCACUUGUGUGUUUGCAUCUCGCUCGUGUUGAAAAAAAAUAUACAGCGCGGAAUUUUUUGUGUAAUAAGUUAACGUUUAAUUGAGUGCCACGCGUUGUUUACACACACGUUGUUUCUCUCUCUCUCUCUCUCUGUCUCUCUGUCUCGGGAGUAAUUUUUGACGAAACAGGUUUAUUAUCUCUGGGUUGUUGUCCGUGUCGCGGAUACGCGAUAUCCGUUCGCGUUUUAAAAGACGGAGAAAAAAAAUAGACGAGCAACCGUGUUGCCGACGUUGAAAUUCAAACGUAGGUGCCGAAUGUCUAGAACUCAGCUGGCAAAAUGGGCAAGUUGUUGUCAAAGAUUUUUGGCAACAAGGAGAUGCGUAUUCUCAUGUUAGGAUUGGACGCAGCUGGAAAAACUACAAUAUUGUAUAAACUUAAACUAGGACAGUCUGUGACAACCAUACCAACUGUAGGAUUCAAUGUAGAAACAGUUACCUAUAAGAAUGUUAAAUUUAAUGUAUGGGACGUAGGUGGUCAAGAUAAAAUACGUCCGUUAUGGCGUCAUUAUUACACAGGGACGCAAGGACUUAUUUUUGUAGUAGAUUGCGCGGAUCGAGAUAGAAUUGACGAAGCUCGCCAAGAACUCCAUCGAAUCAUAAAUGAUAGAGAAAUGCGUGAUGCGAUAAUCUUAAUUUUUGCUAAUAAACAAGAUCUUCCUGAUGCAAUGAAACCGCACGAAAUACAAGAGAAAUUGGGAUUAACUAGGAUACGAGAUAGAAAUUGGUACGUUCAGCCAUCAUGUGCCACAACGGGAGACGGGCUUUACGAGGGCCUUACGUGGUUAACCAGUAAUCAUAAAUUAUGAGCAAAUAUUUAUUUUUCACAAACUAGCUAUAUAUAUUAUAUAUUACGGAGAAUACACACACACACAUUUGCUUUGUAUUUUUUCAUUUUAAUUUAUCAUGCGGAGGCUCUGUUAUAAGACAAACAACAACAACAACAACAACAACAACAGAUGACAGUGGUAUGAUAUGACGUGGUCUUUUACACUGGCAAAAGUUGUUGCGGGUGCAAAAGAGAAAACAAAAAAAAGAAAAUACAGAAAGAAACAAUAUAAAGACAAACUGUUAACGGUGUGUUCCAAUAAUAAUAUCGCGAUACUAGACGAAUAGUAAUUUAUUAUUAUGUAAACGAGGUACCAAGGAAUGUGACUUUUGUUAUUUAGCUUAUUUAUCCUAUUUCAUGUGGAAGUAAACUAUUGAACUAUAGAAUUACACAAACAACAGGUUCAAACAACAUCACUCUCUCUAUAUAUAUGUAAAAUAUUUCACGCGACUUUGCGAAACGGAUGAGUUGUACAAGUUUACAAAAAAAAAAAAAAAAAGAAAGAAAGAAAGACAAAUAUUUACCCUGGUUGAUGAUAUUAACUCACGGAUUCACACGCAACAUAAAAAGAAUUAGCAUAAUUUUUUUUUAUACCUCUCUCAUUUGCGCAGGACUUUACUCGGUGUCUGAUCCAAUUUGUUAUUUGAGAUAAGAGAUAGAUUGCGUUUGUCGAGCGAGAAAAAAAGUACCUCACAUUUUUAACAAAUCAUAGUUUAAAUUUUUUUUAAGUUCGCAAUAAUCUUGUUGUCUCCCUAGAAUGCUAUUUAAUUGUGUUUUUUUUUUUUAUAUAGUAUUCUCUAAAAACGCGAUAUAAUAGGUAAUGAGCGAAUUUACAAGCACCUACAUUGAGGCUCUGUACAGCGAGAUUAUUUUUGUUAGAAGAUCACAUAAUUCUUAUUUACUUAUAUUUUUGUAUCAAAAGUAAUCCGUUUAUUGAGUUAAGUACCAACCAUCGUCUUCCAACUCGAUGAACAAUUUAUUUUUUUACGGAUUAUUCCCGUUGUCCGUUUCGUUCGUCUCCCUCACACGUGUGCAUUUUUUUAAAAACAAUAUUUUUUAAUCGAAAUGCAAUGAAAAUCCAACGUGCCGGAGUUCUCCUCAAUUACGCACAAGCUGCAGAAUUUAUAAUAGAAAGAGCAACGCGACACAAGAGUUUUGAAUUUGUGUAGCCGAUUGUUGAGCUCAAAAAUCACGAAAACUAAAACAACAAACAAACAAACAAAAAAAGACAAAUAGAACAAUGUUACAAAGAGCGUAACAGCAUUGAAUCUGCCAAUAUUUUUUACCAUUUAAGUGAGAGUAUUGGAUAAUAAAAGCAUAUUAGUAUUAGGUCGUUAACGAUCGAGACCAUAAAUCUAAAAACGGCAUUUUAACGGAUAAGUGUUUCCGUGAUUAUUUCAUUUCUCAUAAUAGCAUAAUCCCCCCCCCCCCCAUUGCGUAACGUAAGAUUUAGCGAAGCAUAUAUUUCGAAGUUUAUAAAAAAAAAAGAAAAAAAAACAUGGUUCAUAGGUAACGUUUUACAAGUGUUCAAAAUAUUUGUAUUAAUUGUCAGAUUGAGUUGCGAGAGUGAAUAAUAAUGAUGAAUAUAUACAUCUGUUUACGAACAUGAUGACACAAUCUUGUUUCCAAACAUUCCAAACUAGCGCGUUAAGUUGUUGGAGGAAUGUUUUAUAUAGUUAAAAAUAAUAAUCUACAAAUCGAUUUAACACACACAGAGAUUUUUCUAGAUGUUGUAAGUUCUCAUAUACAUACACACACACAUACGACUUCUUCUCAGCAUCCGUACCAUUAAUAUAUAAGUAUGUCAUUUUUAAGAAAUACAUGAGAUGUGAAAUUAUGAGCGCGCACUGUCUGUGUAAAAAAAAUUUAUAAUCAGGCUUUGGAAGUACCGAGCUAAUUUUUUUUAGAACAUAGUAGCUACAAUUUAAUAACACGCUCUAUGGCUACGCGUUUGUUUAUGUACCAACCUCAUCAUCAUCAUCAUCAUCAUCGUAAUCUCUGCAUUUUUAACAAAUGUUUCCAAAUAGCGAUUAUUGUAUACUAACUAUAUAAAAAAAAAAUAUAUAUAUAUAUAUAUAUAUUCUUUUAAAUGCAAAUAUGAUAUACAUUUGUUACGUUUUACCGUCGGCUUUUAUAUAUAUCACAGAGCCAUUUUCUCAUUUAUUAAAAUGUAAAUGUUAUGAUGUUGAUUGACAAAAUUUUAUGUGUAUAUAAAAAAAUAUGUUUGAUAUAAUUCUAAAUGUACUGUUUUUUGCGUCGAGUGUUUUUAUGUAUUUCGUAUAUUCGCUAACAUACUAUAAAAAAAAAAACGGAAUAUACACCAAAUUAACGGAUUGUACGCGAUAAGAAAAACAAAAAACAAAAAAAAAAUGAAGAGAGAUUUCACAAGAAUUAAUACAGAAGAUCACACACUCCACUCGAAUUUGGAUAAAGAGCUCUUUUUUUUUUUUUUUUUUUUUAAGUCGUGUAAGUU
Messenger RNA from Pseudomyrmex gracilis, 3832 nucleotides. It is a transcript of the gene Arf51F, whose product is annotated as ADP-ribosylation factor 6. Gene Ontology annotation, biological process: vesicle-mediated transport; intracellular protein transport. The coding region runs from base 812 to 1339 and encodes 175 amino acids. The record is from RefSeq and is a predicted model, not a curated record. The transcript has 5 exons. Gene Ontology annotation, molecular function: GTP binding; GTPase activity. NCBI's taxonomy places the organism in Eukaryota, Metazoa, Arthropoda, Insecta, Hymenoptera, Formicidae. Gene Ontology annotation, cellular component: cytoplasm.